Molecule: messenger RNA, 2619 nt
Organism: Mycena citricolor
Lineage: Eukaryota; Fungi; Basidiomycota; Agaricomycetes; Agaricales; Mycenaceae
Source: the annotation of a GenBank genome assembly
AGAUCCCAGUGCCUGCCCCACCGUCGCGUCCAAGCGCGUCAUCCUCCGCAGCUUCCUCGUCUCAAGGAACCUCAGGCGAGAUCACGCUCACAAUCAAAUCGAUCAAGCCCUCCCUCACGCAUACCCUUUCUCUCCACCCGGCCGAUACUGUGCUUUCGCUGAAGCAGCGUCUCUCAGAGCUUUCUGGAUGGCCUGCGGUCGCGGCGCAGAGGCUGCUGCUCAAAGUCAAGGAAACAACAGUCCGGACACGGCCGGACGCCAUCUAUCGUGCUGUCGCCCUCUCCCUCCCCUUCUCUAGAGCUUCCUCCUCCUCCAGAGCUAUUAUUGCACGACAGCGGUGCAGGCGCAGUGAAGGAUAUCCAUCUGACCUUGGAUGCUGUGCCUCCGCCAGCCGGGGAAGCAGCCCAUGCCAUGCCGGAGUUCCACGAUACAAUUGCCCGGCCCGAGUUCUGGGAGGCAUUGUUGUCAUUCUUACAGGAGCAAAGUCAACAGUCGCCGGCCACUGCAACGGACAUCUACGAGCUCUUCUUGCGUGCUGCGAAGGGUGGACUCACUGCGAGUGAGAUUGCCCGGAUCCGAGAUAGAGUCGGAGUGGUUGGCAUGGGCGGAUUGUAGAUCGAGAAUUGUACAAUGCGACGUCAAACGAACCUUAAACCGAUCGACAUCCCAUCCAAGACGCCCGCUUUGAUAUGCCAGGACAUCCCACGCCUCGGACGCCUCAAGCUCUUCUUGUGUCCUGGGCUGGUGGCCCUUUUCGACGACGAUCUUUGGGUAAUAAUGAUUAUCAAACCAUCGCUGCUGAGUUCGGGCCGGAUGUCCUUUCCGUACAAUAGUGUCUCUGCCGUGAAGGGAAAGUUGGCCUCGCGGUUGGAAACCUUCAAUUGUUCCGCACUCGGCGUUCACAAGACAAGGUUGUGUGCCAUCAGGGAUGGUGUGGGUGAGCCCGAUCACAAAUGAUUUCGAAGUGUGAUCAGUCUUUAUUGUCUCAUUCGCCCAGGGCAACCACUCCUUCACAAUAGCAUGAGUGCCGAUAGUUCGCACUAUUGUUCGAUCGUGCCCGAUUCGGCCUCGAGAAUCAAUGUAACGACGAGACAUCGCAGCGUAUUGUCUGCUUUACCUUGUAAAACCAAUUGCGGGGUAUAAUAACGUUGUCCUCCGGGCGCUUGGUCUUCUUCCAUCUACUGAGCUCUCUUCUCUGUGUUUUCGCUGCUGCUGCGCCGAAAACCUGGAUCCCUUCUUUCAAAACCUUGGACCUCUCAACCCGCCAUGACCUCUACGAUCACACCGACCCCGCAGCCCAGAGCGAGACGCCCUCCGCCAAUCAAGAAAAGGCACACGAAGCCAUGCCGAUAUUACCAGAACGGAACAUGCCCUCACGCUGCGCAGGAGGAUUGCGACUUUGCGCAUGUCUAUGCGCCAUCUGGGCUGAAAUCUUCUCCUUCGCCUCCACCCAAGCAGUGCAGAUACUGGCUGCAGGGCGUGUGUACGAAUGGAAUGUGGUGCCAGUUUCGGCAUGGGGAUGAUCAGGAUGGAGUCGAGGAGCUCAGAAUCACAGACUAUAACAUUCAGGUCCGGAGUGCAACUACACCUGGGCCAGAGCCAGUUGGUCUUGUCCCAGUUGUUCCGCCGUCUCCCUACUUUGGGCAGCCGUCUGCAAUCUACUUUGGACCGUCUCCGUAUCAGCCGCAUACGCCGAUGGAGACGAGUCCCGUGGCUUCUCCUGCGGGAAGCCCGACGAGCGAGGAAGAAAUGUAUGCUCAAAGGCCAUACUAUUAUUCGCCGUACGAGCCUGCGCUGGGUUAUUCCCCGGCAGCGAUUCCCUCCGCAUUCAUGGCGAUACCUGUCUUCGAUACUUCCAUGGGCCCGAGGGCCCUGCCUUUGCCGGCAACUCCCGGUCUUUCUCCCCGAACAUUUCGCCCUCGAUCUGCAAGCUAUCACACUAAACCAUGCCGAUACUUCAAGCCGGGGAGUGUGUGUCCAAGCGGAGAUAACUGCACAUUCAUCCAUGCCUAUCCACGCGUGAGCGUGUCGACCGAGUCUGACCGGAGUCCCGAGGCCCCGAGCGUCAGGAUUUCGCACGAGCCAAUCGCGAAAAAAGACUACUUCCCGGUCUCGUGGCGUGUCAUCGGUGGCGGCGUGUCCCUGAGCGACAACAAGCAACCCAUCCUCCCUCCGUUCUCGGACGAGGAGGACGUAGCCUCCGAUGUCUCCCAAGACUCGGCGUCGACGUUCGAGAUGCCUUCGGAUGGCCCGUCGUCGAAUAGCGAUCACGAGCUACUCGUUGAACCCAGUGUGACCUCGACGAUCGAUUUCCCUUCGGAGGGGGAGGAUGACACAGAGGAGAACGACGCUGUGCUACGGCGCACUCCCCUGAAGAUGACGAUCCCCGCAGUCCGGCAGCGCGCGUCGUCCGGUCCGUCGACACCUAUCGGCACCCACCUCGUCGAUGUUCUACGGUUGUUCCCUGCCGAGUCGUAGACACUUCGAGUUCAUUUUACUUUCGAUACUUUUUGGGACCCAACGGCGCGUCAUUCGAUGUUCAAUUACUCGCCCUUGUGAAUGUAUUUUUUUUGUUCGUUUCACGGAUGGACAUGUAGCAUGUCUUUGCGCCAAUCGGAG